Morchella importuna is the source of this 1221-nucleotide messenger RNA. RefSeq lists its product as uncharacterized. The record is from RefSeq and is a predicted model, not a curated record. NCBI's taxonomy places the organism in Eukaryota, Fungi, Ascomycota, Pezizomycetes, Pezizales, Morchellaceae. Gene Ontology annotation, molecular function: ATP binding; cAMP-dependent protein kinase activity. Bases 1 to 1221 code for a protein of 406 amino acids. The transcript has 9 exons. Gene Ontology annotation, biological process: peptidyl-serine phosphorylation. Gene Ontology annotation, cellular component: nucleus; cAMP-dependent protein kinase complex.
AUGCACCGUGGACCUUCGAACCUUCCUACACCUCCUCCAGAUAGCAUCACAGAGGAAGAAAGAUCGAAGCCAGGCCUCAAGUUUGAUUCGGGAAUGGAUAUUGACUUUCAAAGCGACUCGUUGCACUCCCCGGUAUCAUCCGCUCAGCCGCCUGUCUCACAACUAGAGUCCACUAUUUCUACUACUACAGCGCAGGCGGACUUCAAAGAAGAGAUGAAGAAUGAUUCGGAGUGGAGGAAACCUUCUGUCGAUGAUUUUGAUUUCAUGACGACCUUGGGCACCGGGACUUUCGCCAGGGUGUGGCUUGUAAAGCCUCGGAGCGUGCCGAAUUCUGGCGAGGCACCUCUCUUUGCCCUAAAACAGUUGAAAAAAUCCGACAUUGUUCGGCUGAAACAAUGCGAACAUGUACGCAACGAAAGAGCAAUUUUAGAAGUCUGCCGGCCACACCCAUUUAUCACACAUUACCUGUGCUCGUGGCAAGACCGAAACUCGUUAUAUAUACUUCUUGAAUACUCGCCAGGCGGUGAAAUCUUCGGAUAUCUACGACGAGCGCGCCGUUUUGAUUUUGCCACGACACAAUUCUAUGCAGCAGAAAUCGCAAUGAUCCUUGUAUUUUUACAUAGCCAUGGUAUCGUUUACCGAGAUCUGAAGCCCGAGAACAUCUUACUCGAUGCAAGAGGCCAUGUAAAAUUGGUAGAUUUUGGCUUUGCCAAGGUUGUCGGUGAUCGUGAGACCUACACACUUUGCGGAACACCGGAAUACCUAAGCCCUGAAGUUAUCCAGAGUAAAGGCCACGGUAAAGCUGUUGACUGGUGGGCCUUGGGAGUACUGAUAUAUGAGAUGAGUUGUGGAUUUCCUCCAUUUUACGAUAACUCUCCCUUCGCGAUAUACGAGAAGAUUGUUGCGGGACGGAUAUCGUUUCCUUCAUUGGUCCCAGAGGAAACCAAGGAUAUAGUAAGAAAACUUUGCACCAAAGACCUAUCAGCACGGUUAGGAAACAUGCGUGGUGGCGGCCAUCAAGUGAUGGCGCACAGGUUUUUUGAUGGGAUUGAUUGGCAAGAGCUAGAAAGCCAGGUCAACCCGGGCCCCAUAAUACCACACCUUAGAUUCGCAGGCGACACAAGGUAUUUUGACCAUUACGAGCCACCAGCACCCACAACAGACGACGAAUAUCCCAAAGAAAUGAUGGACAAGUACGAUAUACAAUUCCGGGAUUUCUAG